AUGGGUGUCGUCGAAAAGAUCAAGGAGCUCGAAGAUGAGGUCGCAAGGACCCAGAAGAACAAGGCAACAGAGUACCAUCUCGGUCAGCUGCGUGCCAAGAUCGCCAAGCUCCGACAUGAGCUGCUCGAGCCGCAAAAGAAGUCCGGAAAGCCCGGUGAGGGCUUCGACGUGAUGAAGUCGGGCGAUGCACGUGUCGCCCUGAUCGGCUUCCCCUCGGUCGGAAAGUCGAGCUUCCUCUCCAAGGUCACAGACACGAAAUCCGAAGCCGCAGCCUACGAGUUCACCACGCUCACAUGCCAGCCAGGCGUGCUCGAGUACGAGGGUGCCAAGAUCCAGAUCCUCGAUCUGCCCGGUAUCAUCGAGGGCGCUUCCGAGGGCAAGGGUCGAGGUCGCCAGGUCGUCGCCGUCGCCAAGACCGCAGACAUGAUCAUCAUCAUGCUCGACGCCACAAAGCCAGACACCCACCGUGCGCUGCUCGAGAAGGAGCUCGAGGCCGUCGGCAUCCGCCUCAACAAGUCCAAGCCCGACGUCGUCCUGCGCAAGAAGAACGCCGGAGGCAUCGUCAUCACCAAGGCCAUGGGCCUCACGCUCACCAAGAUCGACGAGAGGAUGAUCCGCUCCAUCCUCCAAGGCUACAAGAUGCACAACGUAGAUGUCAUGCUCAGGGAAGACAUCACCGUCGACGAAUUCAUCGAUGUCGUGCUCGGCAACCGCAACUACGUCCCCUGCCUCUACGUCUACAACAAGAUCGACUCGAUCAGCAUGGAACAGAUGGACAAGCUCGCCAGGCAGCCCAACUCGGUCGUCAUCUCGGUCGAAGCCGACCUCAACAUCGACUAUCUCAAGGACAUCAUGUGGGACAAGCUCGGCAUGAACCGCAUCUACACCAAGAAGCGCGGCGAGCGUCCCGACCUCUCGGAUCCACUGGUGGUGCGCAAGGGCGCCACGAUCGAACACGUCUGUCACCAGGUCCACCGCGCCCUCGUCGACAAGUUCAAGUAUGCGCUCGUCUACGGCAAGAGCAGCAAGUUCCCCACGAGCCAAAAGGUGGGCCUCAAUCACAUUGUCGCCGGCGACGACGUCGUCAGCAUCUUUACAAAGUGA
Messenger RNA from Moesziomyces aphidis, 1104 nucleotides. The record is from the annotation of a GenBank genome assembly. NCBI's taxonomy places the organism in Eukaryota, Fungi, Basidiomycota, Ustilaginomycetes, Ustilaginales, Ustilaginaceae.